Grus americana (Whooping crane) is the source of this 9728-nucleotide messenger RNA. Its product is annotated as ankyrin repeat domain-containing protein 26-like. The record is from RefSeq and is a predicted model, not a curated record. Gene Ontology annotation, molecular function: protein binding. Bases 240 to 7016 code for a protein of 2258 amino acids. Lineage: Eukaryota; Metazoa; Chordata; Aves; Gruiformes; Gruidae. The transcript has 46 exons.
CGGUUCGAUCGCGCCUGCGCGAGCGGUGUUGUUGGGUGGGCGGUUGCGUCGGCGCGCGCUGCUUCUGUUGCCCGGGCAGCCCGCCGGUGGUUUGUUUCUCUCCGCGAUAGCUGUACCGGGCCGAGGGCGCUGCCGGGGACUCCGCUCCCCUGUCCCUGCCUGGGGCCCGACACAGCCCGCCGGGUGCCCCACGCCGUCGCUCCCCUGAGGCGGGACCGUGCCCGCGUCCUUGCCGCGGGAUGAAGAGGUUUUUUGGGUUUGGGUUUGGGUUCGGGUUCGGGAGGAAGAGGAAGGGGCAGCCGCCGUCCGGCAGCGCCUCCGUGCCCUGUCCCGCCGGUGCCUACGAGCUCCGGCAGAAGGACCUGGGCAAGCUGCACCGCGCGGCCGCCAGCGGCGACCUGGCCCGGGUGCGGCAGGGACUGAAGAAACACGGCAUCGACGGGCGGGACAAGGCGGAGCGGACACCUCUGCACCUCGCUUGUGCGAGUGGCCAUGUGGAUGUUGUUACAUAUCUAGUGGAAAACAAGUGUAAACUAAAUCUUCUUGACAAUGAUAACAGAUCACCGCUGAUGAAGGCAGUACAGUGCCAGCAAGAAGAGUGUGUGGCUAUUCUGCUAGAGCAUGGUGCUGACCCGAAUCUGGCAGAUGCUGAUGGCAACACUGCCCUUCACCUCGCUGUCAUAUCUCCUAAUACAUCUGUAGCAGGGCUGUUACUUGAGCAUAAUGCCAAUAUUGACGCUCACAAUAAGGAGGGAUAUACCCCGCUUUUUCUUGCUGUCUCUGAACAUCAUGAAGAGAUAGUAGAGUUGCUCCUUAAAAAAGGAGCUGAUGUGCAUGCUCGAGAUCAGUGUGAAAGAACCCCACUUAUGACUGCUGCUUCUGGCGGGGAGCUUAAUUUGAUAAAAGUUCUUCUUCGGUAUGGUGCUGAUGUUUCCCAUAAAGACAGUCAGGGAUGGACAGCUGAGGAUUAUGCUGUUAUUCAUGGAUAUUCUAGUCUUAGUGAACAACUGGCAGAAUACACAGACGGGGAAAACACAGGAGAAGCUUCUGCAGGUGGUGCACAAGGCAUCACGGUACUUAGCACUCCUCACCGGACGGGAGCUGCUGGCUUUACGUUGGGUGCACCUGCUAUGGACAGAGGAGGAAUGCAACAAUCUCCUAACCAGACAUCAAGAACAGGAAAAUCAAGGAAAGCAAUAGAUGACUUUUCCCAAGGAGACUCAAUCAGAAGCUCUGAGAAAGAGGGGAGUGAUGACAGUUGGCAUACUUCUGAGGAAGAAGAACUCGAUUUUACCCCCAAGAAGCUGCAGAAGCCAAACUUGACACUGCUAAUGAAAGCUUCCCAGCUGUUCAGGAAAAACAAUGAUGGUGAUGGUUCUAAAAUUGAAAGUCCUAAGACACCAAAGAGCCGCCUCAAACAAAGAACCCCGUCACAUGCAAACCUGAACAAAGGAGUACGUGGAGAAUUGUUGAAUCAAGAUGUCUCAGAUGGAAGCAACUUUGAGGAAGAAGAAUUGGAGGAGAAGGAUGAUGAUGAAAAUGAGAAUGGAGAUGAUGAUGAUGAAGAUUCUGAGGAGGAGGAGGAGGAUGAAGAGGAUGAAGAUCUGGAAGAUGAAGAAACUCGGUCUAAUGACAUACUGGAGGAGGAGCAGGGAGAGAAAUCAGAACCUAAACGGAAAAUUAAUCAGAAAUUGGAGUAUUUUAGUAAUGCUAAGUUUGAAGGGCAAGCUCAGUGUGGAACUGGAGAUGUCUAUGAUGAUAAAAUAAGUAAAGAACUUGAUGAAGAGGUGGAGGAAUCUGUUGAUACUCCUGUGUCUUUUAUAGCUGGGUGUUUUGAAAGGCUGCAGGAAAAUGUAACUGCCAUGUCUCCAAAGAGAAUGAAUAACGAAGUAUCUUGCAAGUCAGUACCAAAACAACCUGUCUUUCAAAAUGUAAAUAAUUUGCAAAAUACACAAGAAAGCUGGGGCAGGAAAAGCAUGAUUCAGAAGUUUCACAAGAAUGCUGACUCCUUUUUGGCAGACUCUGAAAUGACAGGCUGUAAAAAAGAGCUACUUCAGCCUCUCUCACAUAGUUGUGGUCUUAAAGAGAAAAAGUCGAACUUUGGUGAUGACUUUGAAAGUGGUAAUAAUUCUUCGUCAGCAGCAAAAAACCUAAGGCUUCAAAGUCAAAGACAGAACUCUGUUGUUCUUGAACACAUGGAUGAUGAAGAUACCGAAGAAGAGCAAUAUGAACAAGUAGAUGAUAAAGUCUGUGAAGCACUGAAACAAAGUGAAAGCUUGCACUCAAAUAGGUGUGAAGAAAAUUUAAGAGCAGCAUUUCACUCAAGCACCAAAGAAGAAUCACCUCAACGGGAAGAAGAGGGGAAGGAAGACACUGGUGAAGAGCUCCGAACUACAGUUGUUGAGAGUGUGAAAAAUUCUAUUUGUAAUGAUAGCCAUCAAGUCCACAAUGCUUCAAAAGGCAAUGCUGGUGCCCUGCCACCAGUGGGAGCAGAGGAGGAUGAAGAUGAUGAAUCUCCCUGGGAUUCUGAGAGUAUAGAGACGGAUUCUGAAAAUAUGAGAAAAGGAUCGUCCGGUGUGUUGCUCUCAGCUGCAGACAGACGUGGAGCGUCCUCACAGGUUGCUUCAGGGGAACACAACAAUGGCCUUCCAGAGAAACCCAGCAACUCCCAGCUGAAGGCUCCUGAAUCUGUUUUGGAAAUGAGCGAAACCUCUCCUAAAAAAAGGCAGCAGAAAUCAGGUGCCCUGCCACCAGUGGGAGCAGAGGAGGAUGAAGAUGAUGAAUCUCCCUGGGAUUCUGAGAGUAUAGAGACGGAUUCUGAAAAUAUGAGAAAAGGAUCGUCCGGUGUGUUGCUCUCAGCUGCAGACAGACGUGGAGCGUCCUCACAGGUUGCUUCAGGGGAACACAACAAUGGCCUUCCAGAGAAACCCAGCAACUCCCAGCUGAAGGCUCCUGAAUCUGUUUUGGAAAUGAGCGAAACCUCUCCUAAAAAAAGGCAGCAGAAAUCAGGUGCCCUGCCACCAGUGGGAGCAGAGGAGGAUGAAGAUGAUGAAUCUCCCUGGGAUUCUGAGAGUAUAGAGACGGAUUCUGAAAAUAUGAGAAAAGGAUCGUCCGGUGUGUUGCUCUCAGCUGCAGACAGACGUGGAGCGUCCUCACAGGUUGCUUCAGGGGAACACAACAAUGGCCUUCCAGAGAAACCCAGCAACUCCCAGCUGAAGGCUCCUGAAUCUGUUUUGGAAAUGAGCGAAACCUCUCCUAAAAAAAGGCAGCAGAAAUCAGGUGCCCUGCCACCAGUGGGAGCAGAGGAGGAUGAAGAUGAUGAAUCUCCCUGGGAUUCUGAGAGUAUAGAGACGGAUUCUGAAAAUAUGAGAAAAGGAUCGUCCGGUGUGUUGCUCUCAGCUGCAGACAGACGUGGAGCGUCCUCACAGGUUGCUUCAGGGGAACACAACAAUGGCCUUCCAGAGAAACCCAGCAACUCCCAGCUGAAGGCUCCUGAAUCUGUUUUGGAAAUGAGCGAAACCUCUCCUGAAAAAAGGCAGCAGAAAUCAGGUGAGUACUCAGGAUCUACCUCUCACGUGUCAUCAUCAGCUGCAAAACAAGACAUCAAGGAUGCCAUUGAAAACUAUGGAGUGCAGGUUGAGCUGGAAAAAAGCAAAGAAAGAUGUUUCAAAACAGAGGAGGUGGCAAAACAGGAAGAUCUUGAUAAAUUCAAUACACCACCAGGCAACGUUACUAAUCAGCAAAUGAAACAAAAGCUUACUCUAAGGAAGAAUGACUGUUUGAAAAUGGAGAAUGAAAACACUAUAGAAGAAAAAGACAAAAAGAAUUUAGAAGAAAAAGACAAAAAGAAUUGUUCACCUGAGGAGAGAUCAAAAUUGAUUAAAAUGCCAAUGAAAGGUAAAUUUGCCCUGAAUGCCAAAGUUGCAAGGAAAAAUAAAAGACAGACUUCAAAGCAGAAGGCUAAUCAGCAGAUGAGCUCUUCCAGUGGCAAUCAUUUUCAAGUACUGGAUGACAGCACUUUCAGUGAAACGUCUCAAGAUGAUGGAAGACUUGCAGCAAAAACAGGGACUGAAAAGAACAAGGUCAGCAUACAGAUGGAUGUAACUGAUGACCUUGAUUUAACUCACUCAUCUGACACAACUUCAGAGGAUGUUGAAUUGCCAACUUCAAUCUACAGAGAGGCUAUGUUGCUGUUAGAACAGCUUAGUGUGGAUCCUAGGGGUUCUGCUGUUUUGUUGAAAAUUCAAAACAUACUUCUUGAAUAUGAACAGAUAAUAGAACGUGAAAAAAAUCGGUAUACAGCUGUCUGGAGAGCAUUAAGGAAAUUGGAAAGUGAAAAGGAGGAGUCACAAUUAAUGGCAGAAGAGACUAAAGAUUGGAAAUCCAUAUUGGCUCACCAAGAAGUAGAAUGGAAGAGUGAUAUCCAAACCCUUAAAUUUACUUUGAAACAAGAAGAGGAAAAGAGACUCAGAGUAGAAACACUAAACGAGAAAACAAGAGAAAAACUCAGAAGAGAAGAUCAAUGUUGUAAAGAGAUGGAGGAGAAACAGCAACUUGAGUUACACUCAAGGAAUUUAGAAAUGGAAUUGUUAACAUUGAGAAAGGUCUUGAAACAGGUCGAAGAAGAGCGUGAUGAAACACAGAGGCAGCUCUCUCAGGAAAAGAGUGCCAGAGCCCUGCAAGAAGGAAUUUUGAACAACCACCUUUGGAGACAGAAGGAACUAGAAGGAGAGGCAAGAACUAUAGGAAAAAAUGUAGAAGAAUCUGAGACCAAGAGAGAAAAGGAUCUCCUGUACAAAAAUCAGUUACUACAAGAUGAGAUUGCUAUGCUAAGACUAGAACUUGAUCAAGUACGACUUAGGCACCAAGAGGAGAAAGGAAAAUAUUUAGAGGAAAAUGAGACCUUGAAAGAAAAGAAUGAAGAUCUCAAAAAGGAACUUAAACUGAACGAGGAAGCCUUAACGCAAACAGUUUUUCAGUACAAUGGACAGCUGAACUUAUUAAAGACAGAAUCUGCAGUGCUGACUUCCAAACUUGAGCAGACAAAAGAAAGCAAAGACAGACUAGAGACAGAAAUUGAAUCAUUUCGUUCCCGCCUGACCACUGCUGUUCAAGAACUUGAACAUCAUCAGUCAACGAAAAGUGAUGUCGAACGAACGUUUCAGAGAGAACGUGAUGAAUGGCUUCGCUUGCAAGACGAGCUUCAUCAUGACCUCUCUGAUGUGCGAGAAACCAACAAGAGCUUAUCUCAGCAGCUGAGUAAAGCUGAAAGCAAAGCUAAUAGUCUAGAAAAUGAGCUUCACCAGUUGAAACAAAUGCUCAGAGAAAAAACAUUGCUUUUAGAAAUGACACAAAAAGAAUUAAGUCAAGCCCAAUGCCAGGCAAAGGAAUGUGAUCGUGCUCGACAACUUGAGAAAGAUCAAGUAAGCAAAUUUAUAAUAAAGCAGGAAUCCAUGCAGGAGCGUUUGUCCCAGCUCCAGAGCGAAAACCUUCUACUCCGUCAGCAACUGGAAGAUAUGCAGAACAAGGGGAUCAUCAAAGAAAAAGUAGUGAAUGCUGUGCAGGACCGAUUUAAUGAUAUUUUCAACAAACUCAGAGCUGAUACUGAAAAGCAAGUUUACCUGGUAGAAGAGAGAAACAAGGAAUUAAAUGUCAAGUGUACUGAUUUAAGAGACCAAGUCUUUAAAUAUGAGACUGACAAAGUAGAAAGAGAGAUGCAAAAGCAGAAUGUUCUGGCUUGGACAUCAAAGGACGCACACAGCAUGUGGGAAGAACAAUUGAAGUCAAGAUACCACCUUGAAGAGCGUGUUGCUCAGCUUGACAGGGAAAAGGCUGAACUCUUGGAACAGUGUGAGAGUGAAAGAAAGCAAGCGAAGAAGCUGGCAGAGUUGAAACGCCCAGUUGAACUGCAUCUAGACCAAGAAAUGAAAAGAAACAUUGAACUGCAAAAAGACUGUAAGAGGUUGAAGAGGCUUCUGAACAGAGCUAUGAAUAAACUAAGGAUGUACAAGGAGAGAGAGUCCCAGCUUCAUUUUCAGGGAGAAAUGAAGAACAGGUAUUCUGAAAUGGUCAAUGAAGUUGGUAGAUUAAGAGCAAAGGUUGGUGAACAUUCCCAGCAGCUGGAAAUAGAGUCUAAAAAAUGCAUGCAACUAGAAGCACAAAAUCAGGAUUUGCGAGAACUGUCCACCAUGCAUGGGAACCAUGAAGAACUGGAGAAGAGCAAAUGCCAGCUGAAAGAAGAGGUGGCUAACCUCAAACAUCAUUUGGAGACUAACAUGGUGGAUCAUAGCCAAAUAGAACAAUAUAAAAGGGAGAUGGAAGAACGAACCAGACAAGAAAUAAGACAAAGACUACAAGAAGUGAAUCUGUUUUUGCAGACGCAGGCAGCCUCCCAGGACAGAUUAGAACAAAUCAGAGCCAAUCAUCAUGCUUCACUGAGAAACCAGCUAAAACACAGAAUUAGAGAUCUCGAAUGUGAAUUGGACAGGAUAAAAAGUACCCAGAAAGACAGUAUUUUUCAAAAAGAAUCCACACAGGCAGAAGUGGAAAGGUACAAAGGGCUGUAUCUGGAGGAAGUAAAAAUUAGAAGAUGCCUAGCCAAUAAACUGCAAAGGGCUAAUGAGAGACUAGCAGAAGCCAACGCUAAGCUUCUUCAGGAGCGCCAUAGAAGCAAAUCUUUAAUCGCAAGCAGCAUUGUCAGUGGAGGUCUGGCUGCAAGUCCUGUUCUGUAUUCAGCUGAACUGGGACACCUUGGCAACAAUUUGGCACUGAACAGAAGUGUAAGUCUAGGAGGAAGCUUCCUAAGCCCAACUGGGAACGCAUUAGCAUCGAGAAACAGAGUUGAAGCCUAUGUGGCUAAGGUACGGCAGGAACUGGAUGAAAAAAUCACUAAAGAACUUGAACAGGCCACUGCUGAACUUGAAGCUGGAUCUGCUGGAGCUUCUCCCAUGUCCUUUAAUAGAUGGAUGUUACUCUCCUGUUCCAUGGGCUUCCUCUGCUCCUCCAGAUGUUCAUGAACCGGCUAUGACUUGGGCCCAAUCUGUCAGGAUGGCUGUUCAGGUUCAGUUGUUGGGCACCAACACCGGCUUGCUUUGGGCUGUUGUUGCAUUCAUCUGGCUCCUUGCGAAACUUGCUCUUCGUUGGUUUGGGUCAUUCCUUCUACAUUGCUUCCUAGAACGUACAACUCACAUUACAGAUUAUUUUACCCCAAGGUUAAAUCUCCUUGAGGCACACACCGGGUCUCCCCAUCCUUCCGCAUUACCCACCAAGUACACCCAGGUCCUUGAGCGAAGACAAUCCCAGAAAUGGGUUUGCCUUUUCCCAUGGGAGGAGCAAUCCACACCGCUUUCCCCAGCCACUUUCCCAUGUGUACUACAGGGACCUUGUCUCCUCCCACAGUAUGUAGGGGUUUCGUUUGGGCAGGACCAGGACGGUUAGCAGAUCCUCUGGUAUUAAUCAGCCAAGUGGCUUCUGCUAAAUUUGUAUCCCAGUGCUUCCAUGCCCCAUUACCUAAUGCCCUCAACAUAGUCUUUAACAGUCCAUUAUAUCUCUCGAUCUUUCCAGAGGCUUGUGGGUGAUAGGGGAUGUGAUACACCCACUCAAUACCAUGUUUCUUUGCCCAUGAGCUUAUGACGUUAUUUCGAAAAUGAGUUCCGUUGUCUGAUUCAAUCCUUUCUGGGGUACCAUGUCGCCAUAAAAUUUGUCUUUCAAGGCCUAGGAUGGUGUUUCGGGCAGUGGCAUGGUUUACAGGAAAAGUCUCUAGCCAGCCAGUAGUUGCUUCCACCAUGGUGAGUAUGUAGCGCUUGCCUUGGCGUGUUCGUGGCAGUGGCCCAAUAUAGUCAAUCUGCCAGGCCUCGCCGUAUCGAAAACCCAGCCACCGCCCUCUAUUCCAGGGAGAUUUUGCUCGUGUUGCUCGCUUGAUUGCAGCACAUAUUUCACAUUCAUGAGUGACUUGUGUGAUGGCCUCCAUGGUCAGGUCCACCCCUCGAUCACGAGCCCAUCUGUAUGUUGCGUCUCUCCCUAGAUGUUGUCGUGGUUUUACCCCAGCCGGCAGCUAAGCACCACGCAGCCGCUCACUCGCUCCCCCCCCCGCAUCGGGAUGGGGGAGAGAAUUGGAAAAGCUAAAGUGAGAAAACUCGUGGGUUGAGAUAAAGACAGUUUAAUAGGUAAAGCAAAAGCUGCGCGCACAAGCAAAGCAAAGCAAGGAAUUCAUUCACCACUUCCCAUGGGCAGGCAGGUGUUCAGCCAUCUCCAGGGAAGCAGGGCUCCAUCACGCGUAACGGUUACUUGGGAAGACAAACGCCAUCGCUCCAAACGCCGCUGCCCCCCCCUCCUCUCUUCCCCCAAGCUCCUUAUAAACUGAGCAUGACGUCAUAUAGUAUGGAAUAUGCCUUUGGUCAGUUUGGGUCACCUGUCCUGUCUGUGUCUCCUCCCAACUUCUUGUGCAGCCCCAGCCAUCCCGCUGGCAGGGCAGUGCAAGAAGCAGAAAAGGCCUUGGCCCUGUGUAAACACUGCUCAACAAGAAGUCCAUAGAACAAAAACAUCUCUGUAUUAUCAACACUGUCUCCAGCACAAAUCCAAAACAUAUCCCCACACUAGCUACUAUGAAGAAAAUCAACCCUCUCAGCCAAAACCAGGACAUUAUCCACCCCUUAUUCCAUACUAUUUACGUCAUGCUCAGGUCCCACACAAUUCAAUACAUCCUCAUUAAGCACCACCCCCCUUCUCAUCCCUUGAUAUAAUAUGCUGAUAUCAUUCCCUUAGUCUGUGGACCACCCUUUUAAAAUGUCCAUAAAUGUCCACAAAAUGUCCAUUGGGUUGACUUGGUCCACAACCUUGGGCUCCAUUCACCAUGGUGAUCACUCAGAACAGGAGAGGUGGUUGACGUGUGGAGUUACUGGGCACCAAAACCAGCUCAGGUCAGGUCCACUGCUGCACUUGCGCUGCUUCUUGUAAGGCUCGUUCUCCAUUGGUUCAGGUGAUUUCUGCUACAGUAAUUCCUGUAACAUGCAACUCAAAUCAUGGGUUACAACAAUUUAAAGGUAUUUCCAUUACAAUCUCCACCCCUGGUCCCUUCGAGUCAGACCAUCAAGUUUACCAUUGCAAUGAACACCUCCCCUUGCCCCUGCUCCGGCUUGAACUUACCCACAGACUGCAGUCCCUUAGGGGUGUACCUGCUCCAAGUGGAGCCUUAUCCACGAGCCACAGUCUCUCCAGGGGUACACCUGCUGUGGCAUAGACUUAUCCACAGCCACAGUCACUUUGAGGUGCACCUGUUCCAGCAUGGCCUUCUCCAUGGGCCACAAUGCCUUCAUAGAUAUACUUGCUCCAGCGUGGCCUUGUCCACAGUCACAGUCACUUCAGUCCUCUCAGAAAUAAACCUGCCCUGUCAUGGGCUCGUCCAUAGCCCCACGCUUUGAAAUGUUCCAGCAUGACCCCAUGCACAGCCACUGAUGCUUCAAGGUGUACCUGCUGCAGCAUGGACUUAUCCUUGCCACAGAUGCUUUGAGGUGUACCUUCUCCAGGAUGGACUUAUCCUUGGCUCACAAUCCUUACAGAGGUAUACCUGCUGCGGCACAGACGCAACCACGGCCCCAGACACUUCGAGAUAUACCUGCUGCGGCACAGACGCAACCACGGCCCCAGACACUUCGAGAUAUACCUGCUGCGGCACAGACGCAACCACGGCCCCAGACACUUUGAGAUAUACCUGCUGCGGCACAGACGCA